Cyprinus carpio (common carp) is the source of this 12786-nucleotide messenger RNA. It is a transcript of the gene sptbn5, whose product is annotated as spectrin, beta, non-erythrocytic 5. The record is from RefSeq and is a predicted model, not a curated record. Gene Ontology annotation, molecular function: actin filament binding; phospholipid binding. The transcript has 71 exons. Gene Ontology annotation, biological process: actin cytoskeleton organization. Gene Ontology annotation, cellular component: cell projection; cortical actin cytoskeleton; plasma membrane. Lineage: Eukaryota; Metazoa; Chordata; Actinopteri; Cypriniformes; Cyprinidae. The coding region runs from base 165 to 12296 and encodes 4043 amino acids.
GUCAAAGUUCAGUUCAGUUCCUUAACACUGAUCAGUCUUAAAGAGGAUUUAUCAGAAUACGCUCAAAUCAUGAAUUUUUGCCUAUAUUGAAAGUCUAUGAUAAGCACUGACUGUGCUUAAGUGCUGAAAACAAACCUUGAGAAGGGGACUAACACAGUCAGGAGAUGUUUAAACAGGGAGAUGGAGAGGAGUCGGAUGGCCGAUUCCGAGAGCUUCAGGAACAGCGGAUGACAGUGCAGAAGAAGACCUACACAAAAUGGAUGAACAGUGUCUUCUCAAAGAAUGGGGUAAAGGUUGACUUGACUGAUGUGUAUACUGAUCUAAGAACUGGUGUGCAUCUCGUGCGACUUUUGGAGCUCAUCUCUGGGGAGAAACUGCCCACUCCCAGUCGACGCACCCUAAGAGUUCACUGUCUGGAAAAUAACAGCAAUGCCAUUAAUUUCCUUAAAACCAAGAUCAGAGUAGAUCUGAUUGGUCCAGAAAAUAUUGUGGAUGGAGACAGAACUCUGAUCCUGGGCUUAAUUUGGAUCAUCAUUCUCCGCUUCCAGAUUGGAGCCAUCAAUAUUGUUGAGGCUGGUGGUGAUGCCAGUGGUGCUCAGCGCUCUGCCAAAGAAGCUCUACUGAUAUGGUGUCAGCGUAAGACCGCCGGUUACGCCAAUGUAAAUGUGCAAGACUUCUCAAGCAGCUGGAGAGAUGGACUGGCCUUUAAUGCUCUUAUUCAUGCCCAUCGGCCUGAUCUAUUUGACUACAACCGACUACGCCAGGAUGAUCCAAUGAGGAGCCUCACCCAUGCUUUCACUCUGGCAGAGGAUGAGUUUGGUAUAAUGCAACUCCUGGAUGUGGAAGAUGUCAUGGUGCCUCAUCCCGAUGAGAAGUCUAUCAUGACUUAUGUCUCCCUGUACUACCACUACUUCUCCAAAAUGAAGCAGGGUCAGACUAUCCAGAAGAGGAUAGCUAAGAUUGUAGACCUUCUGAAAGAGCUGGAUGAUAUGAAGCGCAUGUAUGAAAGCAUGGUGUCUGGCUUGCUACGCUGGAUCAAGACCAAGGUGAUGGAGCUCAAUGACCAUUCUUUCCCCAACUCCCUGCGAGAAAUGCAGCAUCUGGUUUCUGCCUUCAAGACAUAUCGCACUAUUGAGAAGCCUCCCAAGUACCAGGAACGAGGGGCCAUCGAGGCCCACCUUUUCAACUUGCGAACCAAGCUAAGAGCAAACAACCAGUGGGAUUAUAUUCCUCCGGAAGGCAAAACCUUGGGGGAUAUCGAAAGGAACUGGACCUUUCUAGAGCGAGCAGAACACCUGCGAGAGAGAGCCCUCCAGGGUGCGCUGAUGAGGCUGGAGCAGCUGGAACAGCUGGCCCAGAAGUUUGACCGUAAGGCUACGCUGAGGGAGAGCUACCUGGAGGACACUCUGCAUCUGAUCCAACAGCAAGAUCUGGGAGGGCUGCAGAGACUGGAGGAGGCUGAGACAGCGGCUCGCAAACUGGAGGCCCUGGGAGCGGAUGUGCUGGCUCGUGAACCGCGUUUCCGAGCUUUAAGUAAAAUGGCUGCUGUUAUUGAAAAAGAGAACUACCACAGCAAGGCACAAGUGAUUCGCAGGAACAUGGAUAUCAUGAACCGAUGGAAAGCUUUGCAGCAGCUUCUGCAGCAGCAGAGAGAACAAGCUGGAGAUGCUGUGAAUACAUUUGCUGUUCUCAGAGAUAUCGAGUUAAUAUCUCUGGACCUAAGGGAAUUACAGGCCCAGGCAGAUUCCUCUGACUUAGGAAAACAGCUGCCAGACGUGGUAGCCCUGCUGCAAAAGCAGGACUUACUAGACACUCAAAUCAUCUCACUUGGAGAAACCCUGAAUGCAAUGAGCAGCAGUGCCUUAAAGGUUAGACACAAAGGUGCCACAAAAGUCGAGAGAGGAGUUAAAGAUCUUAAUGGCCAGUACAACUCUUUGCUGGUUCUCAGCAAGAACAGGAGAAAAGCUCUGGAGGGACAGCUGAAGCUCUUUGAAUUUUUCUAUGAUUGUGAAGAAGUAGAAGCAUGGAUCUAUGAGAAAUGGGUCCUCUUACAGGCAGCAUCUCUGGGGAGAGACCUCAGUCAAAUUCAGCAAGCAAUUCAGAACUACAAGGCUUUAGAGGCAGAGAUUCAGUCACAGGAAUCACUUUGUUCUGGGGUUUUAUCCAGAGGCCAAGAGCUCUGCAGGGGUAGACACCCCAAUGAGAGAGACAUCCAAAAGUGGAUUCGGACUCUUCAGAAACAAUGGCAGCAGCUUAAAGAACAAGUCACCAUCAGAAAAAACAGACUGCAUGCAGCCAAUGUCAUCAAGCAGUAUUUUGCAGACGUUACCGAAGCCAGCUCGUGGCUCGAUGACCGCAAACCACUUCUCAUUGAUGAGGAUUAUGGAAAGGAUGAGGCCAGCACUACUGCUCUGCUCCAGCGUCACCAAAGACUGCAGAAGGAAAUGGAAGCAUAUGCCUCAGAAGUUAAACGGCUGGGUGAGCAGGCCAAGAGUGCUGCCCAACUUGCUCCUCUUACUACUGAAACCCAGCAGAGUAGAAUGGUCCACUACAGUGAUUCAUCAGACGGUGAAGAUAAGACGGAUAAAAAAGAUGACAAAGGAGGAAAAGUCCUCAGCAAGGCUUUACCACAAGAACAAGCAAUGAUUAGGUUCAGAUACAGAGGUCCUAUAUUAACCUGGGAAAGAGGAGAAAUAUUGACAAUUGUCAGCAGGGAAAAAGACGACAAGUUUCUUCUUCGAGACAGCAGAGGAACUGAGCAACUAGUAUCUUCCACAUUCAUCAGGGAGAUGCCAUCUUCUUCUAAAGCACCACCUGAACCUACAAAUGGAGAACCUGAGAGUCCAAAAAAGAAAGUGAGCCGACCUCGCCGCACUCGUUCUAUGCGGCGUGGCACAGCUGAAAUAUCUACCUCAUCAUUGCCUGACCCACACUUCCAAAAAGACACAAUAGAGAGCACACAAAACAGUCUGGAACAGGAUUUCAACAGCCUUUAUAAUUUAGCACAGUCCAAAAAUAAGGUACUGGAUGACACUGCGCGACUACAUAGGUUCUAUAAUGCCUGUGAGGAGUUUGAGUCCUGGAUGAGAGACAAGGAGAAUGUCCUCAACACUUUUAACUCAAACUCCAACGACUUAGAGGUUGUACAAGCCAAAUAUGAGAACUUUCUCACCGAACUAGCCAGUGGUAGAAAGCAGCUUGAUGACAUUACCAAGUUUGGAGAGGAGCUUGUGAAAAAACAGCUCAGUCAGAAAAAAGAGAUUCAGCUUAGGCUUGGAACCAUAACCCGCAGAUGGGAACACAUUCAGAAACUAAAGGAUGAGAUGGCUCAUGAGCUGCUUAGCUCUGCUGAUGUGAAAUCGUUCCUGCAGACUUGCCAGGAAGUCCAGGCUCAGCUCCAGGAUAGGCUAGUCCAGCUUGACACACCUGAUGUGGGCAGCUCACCAUCAGCCCUGCAGACUGAGGAACAUAGACAAGCCCAAGCUGAGAGGGACAUAGAAGCCCUGGAAAGGAAAAUAGAAUACCUUAAAAGUGUGGCCAAGAUGAAACAGGAUUGUAGCCCUGCAGAGAGUGCUGCUAUCAUGGAAGAAGUACAUGCUUUGGAAGACCUGCUGCGGCAGUUGAAAGCCCAAGCCACUCAGAGAAAACAGAUGCUUGAGGAAGCCCGACGCUUGCAAUUCUUUCAGAAAGAGACCAGAGACCUGUUGUUAUGGGCCGAAGCAAAAAAGGAGCACCUUCUGGAAGAGGACACUGGAUCUGAUGUAGCAUCUGCUCAAGCCCUGCUAAAGGAGAACCUUGAUCUGAAGCAAGAGAUUAAACUUCAAAGAGCAAAAUUGAAAGAUAUGGAGAAGCUGGGUCAAUCUCUGGAGGUGGCGUCUGGAGAGAAAGGAGCUAAAGAUGUUCAGCAGACACUCACUAAGUUGGAUAACGAGUGGAGCCAGCUGGACAAACUGUGGUCUAGUCGCAACAGACGGCUUGAGCAGGGACUGGAGUUUCAAAAGCUGAAUAUGGAAGCAGAUCGCAUAGAGGCCACCAUAUCUGGUCAUGAAGCCAGACUGAAAGUCAGAGACUUGGGGGACUCUGUGGACAGCGUUCACAGCUUACUGGGCCGACAAGAAGAGCUUGAGGCUUUGCUUGAGGCACUAGAACGAUCCAUUAACCUCUUUCAAGACAAGAGCCAGGAGCUCGUCAGUAAGCGUAACUUUGCCGCCAAAGAAAUUCAACAGCGAUCAAAGGUCAUUCAAGAUCGAUACAAGAACCUGAAAGAAAGUUGUAAAUUAAGGAGGCUUGAUUUAUUUGCUUCAAAAAAGUACCAGGAAUUUUUAAGAGAUGCAGAGGAGAUGCUGCUGUGGAUAGAGGAGAAGUUUGAGAUUGCUGAGGACGAAUCAUACAGAGAUCCAACCAACAUCCUUCGCAAGCUCAAAAAACACGAGGCGGCAGAAAAAGAGAUGCAGGCCAAUCAAGUCCGUGUGGACAGACUGACUGAGACUGGAGAGGAGAUGUUAGCAGAGGAUCACUUCAACAGCCAGGGCAUACAGAGAAAGACUCGAGAGGUACGCAAAAGGUGGACUGAACUCCAGAGGAAGAUGGCAGAAAGAGGGGACAAACUACGACAGGCUGGCCAGCAGGAGCAACUCAUGGAGCUGCUUCAGGAUGCAAAAUUGAAGAUUGAGGCAAUUGAGAGAAUGUUACAGAAUGCAAUCAGGGGUCAUGACCUUCGUUCAAGCAGACAGCUCCUGAAGGAGCACAAGCAGCUGGAGGAGGAGGCUCAAGAACUUGCAGAAAAAAUCGACUCCAUUGUCACCCGUGCCAAACACCUAGCGACCAACCAUUUUGACUCUCAACACAUUCUCAGGGAGACUGACACUUACCUGAAACUAUUUAAGUCUCUACAGAAACCUUUGGAUCAUCGCAGGAGCCAGUUAGAGGCAGAUGUGGCUUUAUAUAGCUUUUACCAUGAUGUAGACCUAGAACUAAACUGGAUAUCAGAGCAUCACCCUGUAGCUGAUACUACAAACUAUGAAAGAUCUCUGGCAGGGGCAGUUAGCCUGCUUCAGAAACACAAGGAUUUGCAGGCAGAGGUAAAUGGCCACAGCCAGUACCUGCAGCGAGUACUGGACAGAGGACGAGCCAUGGCCCGUUCCAAUCAGUGGAAUGGUCAGGAGGUGCAGCAGAGGUGUGAGCAACUGAUUGCAGAAUGGGAGGAUUUAGAGGAGUUAUGUGAGAAACGAUCUGGCGAACUUAACAAGGCAGUUACAAGGGAGCAGAUUCUGCUUGACUGCACUGAGCUAGAAGCCCUUCUGUCAGAAACAUCAGCUUUGGUCAGCACUGAUUAUGGCAAGACUGAAUUAGCUACACAGAGUCUAAUAAAGCAGCACGAGGCAGUGGAGGGGCAGAUUGAGGUACUUGCUGCUCAAGUAGAUGAACUCAAGUCAAACGUUAAGCAGGCUGUACGUGUGUGGGGUUUAGAGGAGCUGAACAAGCCCUACAACCACAUUAAAUCUAAGCUAAAUGAGGUUCAGCACUCAGCUACAGUCAGAGAGCAGAGGCUGCGAGAGACUUUACAUCUACAUGAAUUUAAGCGUGAGUCUGCUGAACUGGAGGAAUGGAUUGCUCAGCAGAUACAGAUUGCUGCCUCUUAUGAGUUUGGGAGUGAUUAUGAAAAUGCACUGCAACUGUGUGGGAGAUUUGAGAUAUUCUUAAAGCAGCUGGAGGUGGGACUGGAGAGGAUGCACACCUGUGAAGAGUUGGCUGACAAACUCAUCAAAAGUAAUCAUCCUGAGAGCCGCUUCAUCCGAGAAACACAGAAUCUACUCAGAGAAUCAUGGGAAGAGCUGCAGGAUUUAUCUAAAGAUCGUAAAGAAAUGCUACGUAAAUCUGAGGAAUGUCACAAAUUCUACAAAGACUUGUCUGAUGCACUAAGACAGAUAAAGGAGAGGUACAAAAGCAUUCCUGAUGACAUAGCCAAAGAUCUGAGGGGAGUACUGUCUCAGCUACGGAAACAUGAAGCACUUGUACAUGAGCUGGCUGGAACAGAGCAACAGCUGCAGGAGCUGUUGGACGGAACUGACGCCAUUCUGGACAUGUGCUCUCCUGAGCUGAGAGUGGGGUUGCAGGAGCUGCAGCAGGAGGUGGUGGAGAGCUGGGAAAGCCUCCGAAUGCACAUGGAGCAGAGGGAGGAGGAGCUGCGGUCAGCUAAGGACCGCUACAUGUUCCUUAACACAGCACAGGACUACUCCCUCUGGUGCUCACAGGUGCUGAGUGGGAUGAAGGCAGAGGAAUCCAUCCGAGAUGUUGCCACCUGCGAUUUGCAGUUGUUUCAGCACCAGCAGCUAUGGGCUGAGAUUGUGGCACGUGAGGAGACAUAUGCUCAGGCAGAAUCCAUGGGUCAGGACCUGCUAGAGCAUGACACAUCUAAUGCUAAAGAAAUCCAGGAGAAACUGAAAGCUCUGCAAGAAGAGAAAGAGAAGCUUUCUGAUAACUGGCAGUCCAAGCAGAAAUGGCUGGAGAGCACAUAUCUGGAGCAGGUCUUUUAUAGAGACACUGAGUACAUGGAAAAGAUCACUAACUCCCAAGAGAUCCAGCUGAAGAACAGUGAUUUGGGAGCAACAGUGGAUGAUGUAGAAACUUUGAUCAAACGCCAUGAAGCCUUUGAAAAACUUCUUCAUUCUCAGGAAGACAAGAUGGUGGCUCUUCAGGAGUCAGCAGAACGCUUAAGGACAGAAGGUUUGAACCGAGAAAAAAGCAGCAACAUUAAGAACAAACUGAAAGCUCUCCAGGACAGAAGGGGACACAUCAAAGAUCUGUCGGAUAAACGCAGAGAGGAUCUUGAGAUCUCAAAGCUUCUCUGCAUUUUCAACCGAGAUGUGUCAGAGCAAGAGGAAUGGAUCACAGACCGAAUGAAUAAAACACAAGACUCCAAAAUAGACAUGAGCGAUCUUCAGACUAAAAUGAAGAUAUUGCAGAAGCAUCAGGCGUUUGAAGCAGAGAUUCUGGCCCAUGGAAAUAUCAUUGAAUCUGUCCAACAGGCUGGAAAUGAGCUGGUGAGCUUGCGUCACCCAAAAUCGAAGGAGAUAAAGCAGAACGUCUCUGCGCUGAUCUCUCAUUGGGAGGAUCUGAAGCAAGCGGUUGCAGCCCGUGGAAAACUUCUUGAGGAUAACCGUGAUUUUCUUGAGUUCCUGCAGAAAGUGGAACAGGUUGAAGUUUGGAUUAGACAAAAGGAAGUGAUGAUAAAUGUUGGUGAUGUUGGGGAGGAUUAUGAACAUGGUCAGCAGCUGCUAAAGAAGCUCAGUGAAUUCAGAGGCUCAGGUUCUGGAGAUGUGACUGUUGAUGAUGCUCACAUCAAGACAAUCAACACUCUGGCAUCCCGGCUAGAGAGACAGAACAGUGAUGAGCUGGCAACUGUGAAAAAGCGUAGGCAGCAGCUCAAUGAACGAUGGAGUAAUUUUCAUGGCAACCUGAGCAGCUAUAAGCGGAAGCUGGAGGCAGCGCUAGAGAUCCACGCCUUGAUUCGAGAGCUAGAAGAAGUCCGGGACAGAGCUGGAGAGAAGAUGCUGUUGCUCCAGGGACAGGGCUGUGGAGUGGAUGUGGAAAGUGUGGAAAACCUUAUUCGCAGGCAUGAGGAGAUGGAGAGGGAGGCCAGAGUCAUCCAAGAGAGAGGCACUGCCCUGGAGAAAGAGACUAAAGGUCGGUUAAGGAGACACUGUGAUCUGGCUGACAAACUUAAUAAGAAGCAGGAAGAGGUCAACAUUGCCUUAGUGAAGCUAGACAAGGAAAUCAAACGAAGGAAGGAACGAUUGCAAGAGUCUCAUCAGCUUCAGCUGUUUAAAGCCAACCAGCGCCUCCUGUUGGACUGGACCCUGAAGCAAAGUGCUGAGAUGACGAAGAAAGGCCUGCCUAAGAAUAAGACUGAAGCUGAGAGUUUCAUACUAGAGCACCAGAACUGGAAGGCUGAGAUUGAUGCUCGCAGUGAACGUAUAGAUUCGGUUAAGAGUUUUGGACAAAAUCUUGUGAAGUCCGGACACAGCGAUUCAGCAGAGAUUAAAGAAGCCCUACGCAAGCUGGAGGACGCCAAAACAAAGCUUGCUCAAGCUUGGGAGGACCGAAAGAAAACUCUGGAUCAAGCUCUGAAGCUCCAGAUAUUCCUGGGCUAUGCUGACCAGACUGAGAGCUGGAUGAGUAACAGGGAGGCUUUCUUGAUCAAUGAAGAUCUUGGGGGUUCAGUGUCAGAAGUGGAGGCUCUUCAGAGGAAGCACGCUCUGUUUGAGAACUCUCUAGAAGCUCAGAUGGGGCAGGUGGCAGAGGUGGACAGAUACGCUCAGCAGCUCAUACAGGCACAGCACUAUGACUCUGACAACAUCAAGAAGAAGAUUAAAGCUAUUCUGCUCAGGAAGGACAAAGUACUGGAAAUGAGCAAAACCAGACGAAAAGCAUUGGAAGAAUCUCUACAGCUGCAGAAAUUCCUGGGAGGAAGCUAUGAGGUUUCUUCAUGGUUGAAUGAGAAGAACUCUGUGGCUGUUGAUGAGAGCUGGAGAGAUCCUAUUAACCUGCAGGCUAAGCUACUAAAACACCAGAGCUUUGAGGCAGAGAUACUGGCCAACCGCAACAGAGUGCAGACACUCAUAAAAGAGGGUGAUGAUAUGCUAGCUUCUAGUCAUCCUGCUAAAGGCAAGAUAAAACCACGAAUAAAGGACGUUGAUGACAGCUGGGACCAGCUUUUAAGCAACUGCAAGGAAAAGAAGUUACGUCUACUGCAAGCAUAUCAGGCGUUGCAGUUCCAGCGCUCUUUGGAUGACAUCGAGGAGUGGCUUGGGACAGUAGAGAUAGAAGUGGCGAAUAAGGACUACGGUAAUGACCUGGCCUCAGUUAACAGGCUGCUUAAGGCCCUGCAGGGUCUGGAGGAAAUGGUAGAUGCACACAUGGAGAAAGUCCAGGGGCUGGUGGACACAGCCAAAAACUUCAGCUCUCAAGGCAACUUCCUUGCAGAAAAUAUACAGCAGAGGGUUUGGGAGGUUGUCAACAGGUAUAAUGGGCUGGCUGAGCCGCUUCAGGCCCGCAGGGAAACUCUGGAGUCAUGGCAGCUGCAGUUCCAGUUCUACAGGGACUUAGAGGAUGAGCUGCUGUGGAUUCAGGACAAGCUGCAGGCCACAGCCACAAAAGACUGGGGCACAUCCCUGCAGAGUAUACAAGCCAUAGUCAAAAAACAUCUGAUUAUGAUGCAGGAAAUUGAGAGCCGAACCCCUCUAAUAAUGGCUGUGCAGGAGGCAGGACAGAACCUGGUGCGAGGACGACACUUUGCAUCACGUGAGAUCAGUGAAAAAGUUGCAGAGUUAAAGAAGAACUUUGACACUUUGAAGAAAGAGUCAGCGAAUAAAGAUCGCCUCCUUCAACAAGCACUGAAAAUCCAGAGCUUUCUCUCAGAGGUUUCCCAACUGGAGCAAUGGAUGGAGGAGCAGAGGCCUGUAUUAGAGUCCAAGGACUAUGGAAAGAGUGAGGAGGCCACUGAAGCUUUCCUCAGGAAACUAGACACAGUUGACCUGGAGUUGGAAAGCCAGCUUGGAAAAAUAGAGGCACUCCUGAAAACUGGCACUGAUCUAGAAAAGACCCAACAUCCCAACAGUCAUUUAGUGAGUAAGAGCCUUGAAGAUAUGCAUGGUGGGUUUGAGACACUUCUGCAACUGUCUGCUCAGCGUCGCACAGAGUUGGAGAAUCAGUACAAUCUCUAUGUAUUUGAGAGAGAAGCCAAAGAUCUACAGAACUGGCUACUUUCUCGCAAAACCACAGCAGAGUCUGAUGACUUUGGUCAAGAUCUAGAAGGGGUGGAGGCACUGCAGAAGAAGUUUGAGGAUUUUGCAGAAGAGGUCGGCACUCUGGGCCAAAAUAAGCUGAGUACAGUCCAAAAGCUGAAGCAGACGGUGCAGUCAUCUGAGGCACAGCAGAAAGAGAGGGAUCUACUCAAGCUUUGGGAGGAUUUAAACAAGGCUAUGAAAGCAAGAGCAGAGAACCUGCGUUCCGCUCAAGAGGUUCACCAGUUUGACCAUGACUUGGAUGAGCUUAGGAGCUGGAUGAAUGAGAAAGAGGUGGCUCUGAACUCUGAGGAGCAGGAAUAUGACCUGCUCAGUGUCCAAGCUCUCAUCCGCCAACAUGAAGGCUUGGAGAGAGACCUUGCAGUGAUAGAAGAAGACGUGUCUCGUCGAAAAGAGGAAGGCAGAGCUCUAGUCCGCAAGUGUCCUCAAGUGAGGGACAGUUUGAGCGAGAGGCUGCAGGAGGUGGAGGAGAUCUGGAGGAGCCUGCUGGAAAAGGCCAACCAGCGCAGACAAAGACUUCAACAGGCAGAGGCUGUUCAGAGAUAUCUGACUGAAUGGAGAGAGCUGAUGGGCUGGCUUAAGGAGACACUGUCUCUAGUGACAGGGGAGGGGGUUGGAGGUGAGGUUAAAGACCUGGAGCAGCUCAUUAAAAGACACGAAGAGUACCACACACAGAUUGACAGGCAAUUAGACAAAUCAGAAAUGGUUAAAAACGAAGGGAGACGUCUGAUGGAAGAGGGGAACUUCAUGAGUCACGAGCUGGAGGACCGUCUAGCUGAGCUCCAGGACCUGGAAGUGCGAGUGCUGGAAGCCUGGGCCGAAAGGAGAGCUCAAUAUCAGGAAGACCUUGAACUGCAGCAGCUGCAGAGAGAGCUGGAGCAGGCCGAGCACUGGCUCAACAGCUAUGAGAGCGCACUCAAAGCAGAGGACUAUGGGGACUCCGUUUCAGAUGUUCUGGAGUUGAUGAAGAAGCAGGAGGAUCUGGAGGCCAUGAUUCAAGCUCAGAGUGAGAGAUUUAAUGCCCUUCAAGCCAAAAGAAUACAGAGGGAAAAGAAAAUCAAAGAAAUUCAGAGCGGUGGCAGUAGAGACAAGCCCGUUCGUGUAACUCUCCUAAAGCGAAAGCCAUCUGAGCAACCAGCUUUGCCCCAACGUCCCUCGCUGACCAGUCCUGUCCUAAGCAACAGCGAUGGCAAGAGCGAUAACUCAUCCACACCCUCCCGAGUCCCUACAGCCAGGUCUGCCAUCCCGCCGAGAAGCAGCAGCAUUAAAAAUGAAUCCUCUGUGGUGUCAAGAGUGGCAUCAGGCCUCAGGAGAAACAGCAGCAGCGUCAGUGAUACCGUAACUGCCCCCGACGAACCAUCCACCUCUGUUCUAGACAGCCCAGAAUCAGCCUCAGAAAUUUCCAGUGCUGUAUACGAACCACAUUAUUUACACAAUGCCCCCAAGACUGACCAUACCACAUCUAAAGAUGAGGUCGAUACUCCGAAACAGACCGAACCCUCCGUCAAUGUCAUUACUAAACCAAAGAUCACUCCUAGGCAUCUGAAACCAUCAACCCCUGAUAAAGAGAUGUUGGGUCCUCCUACAUCAAAACCCCCUGAACCACCCUCCAAAGAUGAAGAAAUGGUGGACAACCAAACCUCAGAGGAUAAAAGCCUUCUUUCAUCCACCCCAGCAGAAAAACCUCAGUCAUCUCCUCCAUCUUCCCUUUCAGAGCCAGAAGUACAAACAUCCAUUUCUUCUGAAUCUCCAGUAGAGACGACUGUUGCCACCAAGAUCAGAGCAGGACGUGCCAAAAUGGAGGGUACCUUGGAGAUUAAACUGAAGCAAGGAGGAAAUAAAGGCUUGGAUCACUGGGAAACAGUCUAUGCACUACUGGAAGAGGAGACACUCAAUCUGUUUAAAGACCAAGAUGCUGCCAGUGAGAACUGUACACGCUGGCCACCGAUCACAUUGGCUGAAGCAGUCUGUAAAGACAAUCCGUACUACAGGAGAAAGGAAAACACAUUCAAAAUCAUGUUGAGUGAUGGCAGUCACUAUCUGUUUGCCGCCUCUUCUCAAGAAGAACAGCAAAAGUGGUUGAAGGAGCUUCAGAGCUGCACAAAUUCAAUGGUGUUCUCAGAAAGUCCUGGAAUUAACACAGAAGCAAGUAGAGAAAGCACAGAGCAGUGUAAGUCUGUGCCAGCCGACACAUCUGACACACAAGAUUCCACCACAAAGUCGAACCAGGAAAAGGAAGACUCCACAGAGAGCUGUGAGACAGAGAGAGAGCCACCACCUAAACCUCCCCACACUUAUUACAACAAACACCGCUAUCCUGAAGGAGGAGAGAGCCAAGACUCAGUAAGUGUGACCCAAAGUUUAAGAAGUCUACAGAGGAACCAACCCCCACCAUUCACCCCACCUCCUCCACCACAAAACCAGGCUGAGAAUGGAGCCAAGGACAAGUCCAAAAACAGGAGCACCUUUAUGAAAUUUUUCAAAAAAUGAUUUUUUACAUAACAGAUUGACCUUCUCUGCCUUGAUGUGGCAGUAGUUGAAAAUUUACUUCUUUUAAAGGCUAUUUAUAUUUGAAUCUAAUAUGAUACAUUAUUGUUAUUAUUUGAUAGAAUCCAUAUUUGGUAGAAUCAAUAACUUUUUUUGUGAUUACAGAUGUGCAAUGAUUCCUCGUAAAUAAUUGUUUGUGUGUAUAGAAUUCCAAGAUAUACACUAAAUAAAUGCUUCACAAAUAAUGUUAAAAUGCAAAUGUUAAAAACUGAAAUCCAUCAGAUCAGGGUUUUUUUUUUUUCAUAAAUGAAUAUAUAUUUUUGUUAUAUGAAUAAUAAUAAUGUGCUUGCUUCUGAUUGUAUUAUAUUUAAAGAUUCUAGUGCUGAUGAAGAUGUAUGCGGUGUAGGGUGGGUUGAAAAGUGGGUAAAAUGGAACAAAAGGUUUCAUGAUUAUUGCCAUUUAAACCUAAGUAAACAAUCAAAUAUUACUGUCA